AUGGCUGUCCGACCAGAUGAUCCCAAAUUUGAAGAAACUCUGUUACGAUGGAAUGAAGAACUCGACAAUGAACCUGAUUCAGAUAAUGACGGCACUGACUAUGACGACCAUGUUUCAAUUCAGUCCGACAGGGAGAGCACCUACUCAACGGAUGAUAGUGAAGUAGAGAGUGAGACAGAACAACAACUUCCUGGCAAAGUAAUAAAAGGAAAAAAUGGACAUAUUUGGAGCACUGAGCUUCCGUGUCGUACUCGAACACCUAAGCGAAACAUUGUUUCAUGUAUUCCAGGACCAAAAGGUGCGGCCAAAAAUAUUUCAACGGAAUUAGAGGCAUGGAAGUUAUUUUUUAGCGCGAAUGUUAUAGAUGUUAUAGAUGUUAUAGUGGUGCAUACAAAUAUGAAAAUAGAACGACAAAGAGGGAAAUAUGUUGCUAAUUGUGGCUAA
This is a messenger RNA of Acanthoscelides obtectus, 444 nucleotides long. The record is from the annotation of a GenBank genome assembly. NCBI's taxonomy places the organism in Eukaryota, Metazoa, Arthropoda, Insecta, Coleoptera, Chrysomelidae.